CCCGCCCCUUGAGUGCGCGCACUCCCCACGAGGGGCUGGUUCCUGGGAGGAAGCACGGAAGAGCUCCUGCUGCCGUGCUGCCGGCGAAGCCGCCGCUGCCGCUCGGGAGAGGGCGUUCGGUUUGUCUUCUCCCCCCCUGCUGUAUUCCCCAAGAUGUCAACCUCAGUUCCUCAAGGCCAUACCUGGACCCGACCGAUGAAGAAGGAAGAUGAGGAAGAGGACCCACUGGACCAGCUCAUCUCCCGCUCUGGCUGUGCUGCGUCCCACUUUGCAGUGCAGGAGUGCAUGGCCCAGCACCAGGACUGGCGGCAGUGCCAGCCACAGGUGCAGGCCUUCAGGGACUGCAUGAGUGAACAGCAGGCAAGGCGGCGGGAGGAGCUGCAGAGGAGGAAAGAGCAAGCAAAUGCCCACCGCUGAGACCCCAAACCACCUGUCCCCAGGAGAUGGCCAUGUAGAAACCAGCACCCAAAGAUACCAUCAGAAGAAGAAAUCCUAAAUGGUGGACAUAAUGGGCCAGGAGGUGUAAAAUUUGGGGAUGGUCUUUGGAACUGGGGUUAAGAGCCAGACACCAUGGGUUUGGACAGGACUGCCACAAAGAGCUGUUGUAUUUUCAUGGUCAGAUCUCACACAUCUUCACCCAUCUUGUUCCACCAAUAUUUGCCAUGUAAAACAAAAUGGGGUAGGGCAUGUGCCCAUCUCAGUAUUUGGGUGUGCCAAGCACUCAGUGUACUCAAUACAGGGACAUUUUAAUUUAAAAGUAAAUUCACAAUAUCAAGGUAUAUUGGUUACUGUAUUAGAUCUUUGUUUAUUCACUCAUGGGUUCAACAACAGCAAGUAUUUCUGAGGCAUUGUGUUGGAAACUGAUGUGAUGAAUAGUGUGAUAUGAUCUCUGCCUUCAUGUUGAUUAGAGUCUAGUUUGAGAGAGAGUAAUAAAACAACACUGGAAGAACUAGUUCCUGACAA
Lemur catta (Ring-tailed lemur) is the source of this 963-nucleotide messenger RNA. RefSeq names its product cytochrome c oxidase assembly factor 4 homolog, mitochondrial. The transcript has 2 exons. The record is from RefSeq and is a predicted model, not a curated record. Bases 154 to 417 code for a protein of 87 amino acids. Gene Ontology annotation, biological process: mitochondrial respiratory chain complex IV assembly. Gene Ontology annotation, cellular component: mitochondrial intermembrane space. NCBI's taxonomy places the organism in Eukaryota, Metazoa, Chordata, Mammalia, Primates, Lemuridae.